AUGGACAACCUCGAGGAGGAGAUCGAGUCUAUCCUGUACAUCGGCAGGGAGGUGUCUGUGUACAAGAUCCCCCCUCUCAGGAAGAACGAAGGCCAUCGCGCGAAUGACUGGGGCGACCUCGCGAAUCCGCUGUGGAAGGGGCGUCUGCGGAUAGUCGAGAAGGGGGACGGGGUCAUGAUGUACUUCGAAGAUCCACAAACUGUGUUUGCCAAGACAAAGUACGACCCGCUGAAGCCGCCCGUGGACGCCGUGCUCGACUCGUCGCGCUACUUUGUCAUCCGCGUGGAGGAUGAGGGCAAGAAGGCGUACAUCGGCAUGGGUUUCGCGGAGCGGACGGAUAGCUUUGAUUUCAGUCAGCGAUACAAAGCCAAGCUUAACCCCCCCUCACCAACGACCGAAGACCCUUUCUCGUCGCCGGCCGCACCUACCGGGCCCAAGAAAGACUAUUCCCUGAAGGAAGGGCAGACGUUCUCGAUAAACAUUCCCGGGCGGAACAGGGCGAAUAACGCCAGUUCAGGGGAGAGCCUGCUAGGGUCGAGCUCGGCAAGCAGCUCCACGUCGUCGUUGGGCGGUGGGAUACCGCUUUUGCCGCCACCGCCGAGUGCGCCGAAGAGACGCUGA
Molecule: messenger RNA, 621 nt
Organism: Gloeophyllum trabeum ATCC 11539
Lineage: Eukaryota; Fungi; Basidiomycota; Agaricomycetes; Gloeophyllales; Gloeophyllaceae
Product: adaptin ear-binding coat-associated protein 1 NECAP-1
Exons: 4
Coding region: 1-621 (206 amino acids)
Biological process (GO): endocytosis
Cellular component (GO): membrane; clathrin vesicle coat
Source: RefSeq, a predicted model, not a curated record